AUGACGGACAGGAUCACAGACCAGCAGGUCGCCGACCUGCAGGCGUUGCUCCUCAAGAGCGACGUCAUCACGGACAACAAGGUCAACGCCGUCAACGCCAUCAAGUCGGGCAUCAAGCAGCACAAUGUGCCGGAGACGUGCGUGCCCCAGCUAUUCGACGCCCUACGCUCCGCCUCGGUGUCGCAGCACGCCGCGCUCGCCAAUGCCGGCUUCGGUUCCCUCAACCACCUCCUCACGCGGCUGUCCCGCCAGGAGCCCAAGUUCGUCGCCAAGGAGGCCAUGCGCACCAUGCCCGUCGUCAUUGAGAAGCUCGGCGACCCCAAAGAUAAGCUGCGGACGCUGGCGACCCAGGCCAUGACGACGAUAUACACCAUUGCCCCCGCCGAGGUCGAACGCUCGGUGCGCAACACGGCCAUGUCCGGUAAGAACGCGAGGGCCAAGGAGGCGAGCAUGCAGUGGCUCGUCGUGAUGCACAAGGAGCAGGGGUUGCAGUUUAGGUCGUACGUCCCGCUCCUUAUGGAUCUCCUGGAAGAUGCCGACGGCAUGGUGAGGGACGUUGCCAAGACGACUGUCAUUGACCUCUUCAAGUCCGAACCGCCAUCGAGCAGGCCAUCGUCAAAGCUCUCGCCCGCCGGGGCGAGGCUCGAGGUCACCACGCCCGCCCUAACCACGAGCGUAUCGGCCUUCGCCGGCGCCGACCGCCCCAUCACCCCCAUGUUCGAGGGCAAGGCCGAGCCGGUGGAGCCCAGCUACGUCAACACCCAGCGCGAGCUCGAGGACAUAUUCCGCGAGAUGGGUUUCCACUUCGAAGGGAGGGAGACGGAGCAGAAUUGGCUCAAGAGAGAGGAGGGCGUGGGCAUGCUGCGCCGGCUGAUUGCGGGCAACGCGCCCUCCGACUUCCCCGACGCCUUCAUCACCGGCGCGCGCGCGCUCCUCGACGGCAUCAUCAAGGCCGUCACCUCGCUCCGGACGAGCUUGUCCAAGGAAGGCUGCGCCCUCGUCCAGGACAUUGCCAACGCCUUUGGCCCCCGCAUGGACCCCCUCGUCGAGAUCCUCAUGCAGACCCUCCUCAAGUUGUGCGGCUCGACCAAGAAGAUUGCCUCGCAGCUCGCCAACACCACCAUCGACAUCAUCCUCAGCAAGGUGACGUUUAGCAACCGUCUCCUGCAGCACAUUUGGGCCGCCAGCCAGGACAAGAACGUGCAGCCCCGCCUCUACGCCACCGGGUGGAUGGUCACCAUUAUGCUCCACGAGGCCCAGCACAAGGCCCAGAUCGAGCACUCGGGCGGCUUGGACCUGAUUGAGAAGUCGAUCAAGAAGGGCCUGGCCGACGCUAACCCGGGUGUUCGAGAAAAGGCGCGAGCGACGUAUUGGACCUUUUCCAAGAUUUGGCCAGCUCGAGCUGAAGUGAUCAUGGAUAAUCUCGAUCCGACUGCGCAGAAGCUGCUCCAAAAGGACUCCAACAACCCCAACUCCCCAAGAAGGCGGCAACGACAACGACGGCGGCAGCAACGGGACCUCGACCGGGCCUCGGACUGCGGCGCGAAAAACGUUCCCGCCAGGCCCGGCUCGGCCAUGUCGAGCUUCUCUCCGGUACGCAACGGCGCGCCCGCGCCCGCACCCGCGCCUACUAGCUCAGGCCCCAUCCAACCCCGUCAGCGCGCCGAGCAAACGCUUGCCGUGAACUCGGGCGGCAUGUCCGCGGCGCCCACGCGGCCUACUAGGAGACGGCCCGAGAUGGCUGCCCGGCCUGCCACCGCGGGGCCCUAUUCGGUCAGGUCGCACGGCCCGUCGGCGGAGGCCAACAGCCCCGAGACGACCAAGGCUGCCAAGCCCGCCGGGGAUCGAAGUCCUCAGCGACCACGACCUGGCCACGCCUCCCACGCUAGCGAAUCGAGCGUCCCCUCGCCCACCAAGGCAGCCUUUUCCAAGCCUUCGUCCCCGGCCAAGUCGACGUCGGUCAAGUCUACGCCUGUGAAGCUUAAGAAGACGCUGUCGAGUCCCGCAUCGACGUCGAGCUCGGCCCGGGCGGAAGAGCUCACGCUCGUCGUGCCCACGGUAAGCGGCAGCCUGCAGACGACGCCGCCCCGCGUGGCUCCUGCCAUGCCGAGCCCGAUCCCGGAGACACCUACCCGGACUAAGACCACGGUGGUGGCAGCAGCGGAGGAGGCGGCGGAAGAAGAUACUCCCACGACGACGCCCAAGGGCCCGUCGCCCCCGAAGGCGUUGCAGGUGUACGAAGAUCCGUUCGUCGAGGAUCAGGACACGCCCAAGCCGACGACGUCGUUUACCGGUACGGUUCUCGAGGACCGACCGGUCAACGAGAAUGCUGUGGCCGUGCCGCCGCCGCCCUCGGGCGACGCGCAAACCGAGGACGAGCCUCCUCCGUCGCCCGAGAAGUCGCGGCAGAACUCGCGUCUGCUGGAGAGCGGCAUCACGCGCGUCAAGGCCAAGUCUCUAGACGUGCACGGGUUCCGGAAGCUGCAGUCCAUGAUCCGCGACAACAAGGCGGCGUUUACGGGCGACAAGUUUGAAGCGCUUCUGCUAGGCUUGUUCGAGUACCUCCAGGACCCGCUGGAGAACACGCCGACGGAGAAGAUUGCCGACGUCAAGGCGCAGGUGUUGGCCACGAUCAAGCUGCUGCUCAAGAAGGAGCGGUUCAACUUCCAGCCGCACGUGUCGACGGGGCUGGAAGCGCUGCUCCGGGCGCGCAGCGCGUACGACUCGCGCACGUACAUUGUCAGCGGGCUGGAGCUGCUGGCGGAGGAGCUGGUGGCGCUGGGGGACGCGUCGGAGCUCGUCAUGACGCUGACGGCGCGGCUGGACGGCAGCAGCGACGCGGGGCCCGAAGGGUGCCGGACGCUGAGCAUGGGGAUGCACGCGCUGCGGCAGCUGCUGGAGAGGCGGGCCGGGUACGUGCCCUCGGACACGGAGCUGCAGAGGCUGGCGCGGCUGGAGAGCCGGUGCCUGGACUCGGUGGACUCGGGUGUGCGGCUGGACGCCGUGCAGCUGUGCGUGGCGACGCACGCGCGCGUCGGGGAGGGUCGGUUCUGGGAGGCGCUCAAGGGCGUCAAGGACGAUCCGAAGAAUUUGAUUACGUAUUACAUUGUUAAGAAGCAGCGGGAGCAAGCUGAAGAGGCUUAG
Molecule: messenger RNA, 3144 nt
Organism: Parascedosporium putredinis
Lineage: Eukaryota; Fungi; Ascomycota; Sordariomycetes; Microascales; Microascaceae
Source: the annotation of a GenBank genome assembly